AAAACGUACACUGCCACUAAAUCGUGUUUUCUCUCAGCUUGGUACGACCGUGUAUUCAGUGUGGACAGUUUGAUCGAGUCUAUAAAUUAUCGUUAUUAAUUAAUUAGCAUUGCGUCAUUUGUAAUUGCACUUGGAUUCAAGGAAAUUGAUUUGACUUGACCCAAUUUUAAUGAUUAAGAAGCUGUUGUUACCUUGGAUUGGGUCUUGACUAUCAUACACAACCACUGCUCUGAGAUUUGAACACAGUGAGACGUUGACUACAAUGAGAAAACGAAUGAAAGCAAAACAAGAGGGCGGGUCCCCCCUAGCACACAGGUGCCCAACAGGGUUCUCCAAAGCUAGAGAAGAAGAUGAGGCACGUGAACUGAGGGAGGCUGAGUCACGUGAUCCGGAGGUGGCUAGGAACAAGGAGGAUGCUAUGAAGAUACCUGGUGCCAAGUGGGACCACCAGGCUGCUUCUGCAGGAGGAGUGGGGGUGGGUACAGCUGAAAAAUCAGAGGAAGAGGCUUACAAAUCAGAGGAAGAGGCUGACAAAUCGGUGGAAGAGGCUGCGAUUCCAACAGAUGAUGCACCCACAGAAACAGAAGUACAGACUCAAAUAAAAGAUACAGCUGUGAUAAGACAGGGAGAUGAUUCCGGAACGGAAAAAGAAACAAAGCAGGCUGACAAAGUCUCAACUCAGCAGCCCCCUGCAGAGAUCCCCAUAAAGACUGAUACAAGUGUUAAAGAUCAGGAAAUGAAAAAACAAGACUCAGAAGUAGGGUCCACUCAGCUGUCAGUAACAGGGACACCGUCAGUAACAGGGACACCGUCAGUAACAGGGACACCGUCAGUUAGGGAUAAGUGGAGUGAGUGUAGCAACAGGGGUUCUGAGGCGGUAACAGAGGAAGCGGGCAACACAACUGUUGGUAGUGUGAGGAAGAGACCGUGCAUAAUUCUGUGAAGUUUGACAGCACGAUUAAUCAAUCAUUAUCACGUGACGUCAUCACACUGUCGCGUAACGUCAUUACACUGCCACGUGACGUCAUCAGCAACAGAGUAGGCUGGAAUCACUACAUCUUACUAUUUGUACUGGUAGUAUGAACUGUGAAGAAGAGACUGUGAAUUAUUAGCUGGCUUGAUGUGUCAGCUCUUUUAUAGAAACUAAACUAAAAUUGUUCCUGGUGAACGGGCAAUAAAUGAUCAUGAGAAAACACCUUUAAAGAUCUGCAAUGACUGAAGUGAACUGAUUUGAUGCUAAUAUCCAAGUUUUUAGUUGGAGAAUAAUUGAUUUGCUUUGACGCGUGCAUGAAUUAUGAAUUUGUUGAUAAAAUAAAUGACAAUGUUUGUUCACCCUCUAUUUGAAGAAUAUUUUAUUUGUAGUUGAUUUUAAUUGCA
This is a messenger RNA of Bolinopsis microptera, 1377 nucleotides long. RefSeq lists its product as uncharacterized. The record is from RefSeq and is a predicted model, not a curated record. NCBI's taxonomy places the organism in Eukaryota, Metazoa, Ctenophora, Tentaculata, Lobata, Bolinopsidae. The transcript has 2 exons. Bases 263 to 943 code for a protein of 226 amino acids.